AUGGGAGAUACAUCAGGUUCAGCUCCGCUGUUGUGCACGCAGUGGGUGUUCAUCGCCGCCUGCGUGGACUCGGUGUUCGUCCGCAACUGCACCGGCUGCGUCUUCACGGUGGCUUGCAAGCAGCUCAGGACCCGCGACUGCGAGGACUGCGAGUUCAGGCUGUACUGCAAGACCGAGCCCAUCAUCGAGACCUCCCACGGGAUGACGUUCGCGCCCUUCAACGGGGCGUACGUUGGACACGCCGAGCACCUGCGAGAAGCUGGCCUAACGACACCCAACCUGUGGUUCGGUGUGUACGACUUCAACGACGAGGCUAAGACCGGCGACAACUGGCGCCUCCUCGACAAAGGGGAACAAGGGGGCGAACCUUGGCGUCCCCUGAACGACAACUCCGAGGUGGUCAUCCCGGUAACGGCGCCCGGUUCUGUGCCCCUUCCCAGCAAACGAACCGGCGGUCGCACGGGCGAGACCUCGGAAGGAUCGUCGGCGACAACGACGACUACGAUGGCCUUCUCCUUGGCUACGAGCGCGACCGAGGCGGAGGCUGCCGUGCAGGCGGCGCAGCACGCGGCGGGCGUUGUUGCAAGAGCCCCCUCUUCUGACACCGCCUCCGACGCCGCCGUUGCGGGGGGAGGUUCAGGGUCCUCUCCCCCUACUGCUGUUGCCGAGGCGGAAGCAGCGGCGGCUUCCCGGAAGGCGGGGCAGGAAACUAGCAGUGCUGCCCCUCCUCGAGGAGUUUCUACCCUGGCGGGGGGGAACGCGAGUGAAGGGGGUGCCGCUAGCGUCGGAAAGAUCGGCUGGAGCCCGUCUCGAGCGGCGACAGCAACGGCAGCAGCGGCACGGGUCGGAAACGCGGGCGCGAGUGAACGGGACAACGCCGGUAGCGCCGGAAAAGUAGGCUGGUACCCCUCUCGAGUAACUGCAACGGCGGCGGCGGCGGCGACAGUAGCGACAGCGACGGGGAAACCCGCGGCCGCCGGAGGCGGCGGAGGAGACGCUGCUUCGUUGUCACCGCAGCAAAAAGUGGAAGCCGAAUUUGAAGCCGGCGGAGGAAAGGUAGGCUGGAGUUCCUCGCGUGGCGGCGCUGCUGGAUGUGGGGGUGACCCGACGGAGACUCUCCGGGUGGAAGGGCCACCCCGAGCGCUGCUCCGUCCUACUUCCUUAGCCGGGGAGGGAGGAGAGAAGCAACCGUCUGCGCAACAGCAACAUCAGCAGCCUAAGGUGCAGCAGCAAGAACCGCGCCAAAAGAUAGGCUGGGACCCAACACGGGCGUCUAAAUCGCAGCAGCAGCAGCAGCCGCGUCAAAAAAUAGGCUGGGACCCAACACGGGCGUCGAAAUCGACGGCGAGGUCGACCCAAGCCGCCGGCGCGGGCGCUUCCACUUCUGCCCCGGCCGCCCCCAACGCCGGCGGCUCCGUUGUCACUCCGGACAGCACAGCAGAGGCCAACGGCGGCCCACACGUUCGUGCUCUUCCUCCCCCUUCUUCUUCUGCUUCUGCUACCCCUGGGGUGGCGACGGACCCGGCGACUAAGCCGAGGGUUGGAUGGAACGCCUCUCGUGUGGGAAACCCGGCAGUGCCCGCCCCGCUGGCAGUGAACGGUACCACGGCGGCACCACCCACGGCACCAGAGCCAGCAACAUCGGGGGCGGCAGUGGACAAGCCUACGCCGAGGGUAGGCUGGAACCCUUCUCGGAUUGGGAAUCCGGCUAUUCCUGCCCCCGUGAUGAACUGCCGCGCGGCGGGGGCAAAGGAGGCAGAGGCGGCCUCAGCGGUGGCGACGGAGGUGACGGCCGCUGUCGCGGUGGCGGGGCGGGGGGCUGCGAGGCGGGGGGGCGGAGGAGAGGGCGCGGCGAAUGUUGGCAAUGGCGACGGCGGCGGCGGUGUGCGGCGGGCGGAAGUGCCGCUGCACCUGCGUGCGGUGUUGCUGUACGCGUCCACCCAGCGGGGGAUCGACCUCCGAAAGUGGUUCGACCUCGGUGGUGGUGGCGACGGAGAGACGGAGGACGAAGGGCAGGCGGGCGAAAAAGUAGCCACCUUGCUGACGAGGGUCCAGUUCGAGCUCGUGCUAGCCGGGUUGGGGGAAGGCUUAAAGGCCGGCCUUUCGGAGGAUGAACGGCACGAGAUCGACACAGCCAUAGCGCCACGGGUAAUCGAGGCCGCGGUGGCGGCAGCGUCGGCUACCCCGGGGAGAAGCGGAGCCCGCAGCAGCAGCAGCGAGGGCAACAACGGCUGCUCCGUGAUAGACGUCGGAAGGCUCCUCGAUCUCUGCGGCAUCCCCUCAACAACAUCGUUGUCUCCAGCGGCGGCAUGCCCAGAACCCCCCCCGCCGCGUGACAGCGAUCCCCAGGAAAGCGUCGGUCAAGACGUGGCAGCUGAUACCGUCGAAAAGGCAGGCCCGGGUGCGCCGGAAGGGCACGAUUGUGACACCCGGGGGGGCGAGGCGGCGGCAAAGGCUAGAGUGGUGGCGGAGGCGGAGGCGGAUGAGACCGCCUUGCGGAGGGUAGCGCACCAGGCAGAUCUAUACGGUCGGGUGCUGGCGUCCCUGGGGCUCAAGCAGCCCGCCGUGGGUUCCAGCCAAGGGACAGCGCUCGCCGACUGGAAAGCGUCUCUGAGGGUUUCAUCCGUCCCCCUCGAGGCGUUUCGGAAAGGCCUUGCGGAGGUCGGCCUCCACCUCAGCCGGACUAGGGCUAUUGCGCUAGCGACUCGCGCCUGUGGCCCCUUGCACCGCUUCAGCGGCGGAGCCAUUGGCGACGACGGGACCGGACGGCCUCGUGCAGGGCGAAGACCCAACAACAACGCGGGUGGGGGGAGCGCGAGGUUAGGCAGUAGCCUCAGCAGCGGCAGCAGUGGAUCAAGGAAGGGCACCAAGAACGGCCGGCCCAGGAGCGUCGACCGUCUCAGCCGCCGUGGCGGUGGCCGGGCAAGCCUCCAACGCAACAGCCCGCAACGCCAACAACAGCAAUGCCAGCAGCGGGAAAAUGGUGACAACCGGCGGCGGCGGCGCCCGCAGGAGGCGCGGGGGCGAACUGCCGCCCGCGGUGACGGCGGAGGUGGCAAGAGAGCGCCAUCGUUAUCGUCCCGACGAAACGGGCAAGCGCACCCGGUGCUGUCACCGACAACGCGGUGGAGGUCGACACCACCAGCACCCUCGCGCAUGCAGUCGUCGCCGCCGCAAAGGAACAGCUCCCGCGGGGAGCCAGAAAUCCCGGCCUGGGGCCUGCGCCGGUACCUCCUGCGCCUGCGGUGCGAGUCUAUGUCGAGGCAGGCGAGGUGCGACCAGCGCCGGAGGAGGUUCCGCUGCAACCCCACCGGUCAGGAGGAAGGGUGCGAGGACAGCGAGGGUUUGGAAGAGGAGAGGGAAGGAGGAGGAGGAAGAGGAGGAGGAGGAGGGGGAGGGGCGGCGACUGGUGAGGGGGGGGUGGUCGAGGGCGACGAAGACGAUGCGGCGGCGCUGUCGGUGUUUGCCGCCUGGGGAAUGAGGAUCCGGGAGGAGCGUGCCGAGAGGGAGCGAGAGCGGAAACGGUGAGGCUGGGGCUGAGGGAGGGUGGAGACCGAACUUGUCAUGUAUGAUGCUUUUUUGGCUGGAAACCGUGGGUCGUCGGUGAACGGGACGGCAUGUACAUCACCCUACAUGACACGGCGCCUCUUCACGUAUAGUGGCGGCUACGGUUUAAGAGAGAGUAUUUAAGGGAAAGUACCGAUUUACGAGUGUCAAACUGACUUGUCAUGACCAUGAAGAACACAGUACCGUUUACGAGAAAACCGAUUACAAACGAGAUAUGUUGGCUUGUCCCGACCCUCUCUUAAACCGUAGCCGCCACUGUAUUCGAAUCAGCAUGGUCUGGAAUAAUGAAGGAUCGUUCUAUCUUGUUUGGGGUGUGUGGUCACUUCGUAUUCUCCCUCCAAAACAAUCUCCGCAAAAAGAAAGUGGAUAACCCUUGUGUCAUUAGUGACAUGUUGUCAUUUUUUCAAGUGGGAACGGCAAGCCUGCACGUUAGCUUUCACUACAUUGAGGUUCCCCAUAUAGAGAACUUGGAUCCAUCCGCCGUGAUGUGAAGGAGCGCAUCAAUUCAUGGAUGCGUUUGAUUCCAAUGGAGAGGUGAAUAAUCGAUUGGGGUAGCUGAUGUGUUUCAGUUCGGUGUGUGCGGAUCAUUUUGGAGGUAUGCUUUUAGUUUACUGGACCUAGCUGUCGGCUCUUGACCCGUUCGCUUUUCCCUAAAGGUAGAGGCUGGCGCCUAGGACUGAUGGGGACAACAAAUAACAACACAGUUAGUUACGCAUUCAUUGCCAUUGUAGACUAUUGCCGCCUUCAAUUCCAUGUUGAUCUUUGGAUAGAGGGCAGACGCAGUCAACGUCCAUGUGCUCAAUCCACUUGGGGUCGACCGGUCUUUCAGGGAGUUCCAGAGCGCCCUGGCAGGGCGGUCUCAAGCCCUGACGCUCGAACAGCUUCUGGAGUGCGUCCGUCGAUUCGAGAUCAUGACCCCUGAGGUGCGUUGGUGAUGCGCGUGCAGUGUCCUGCGGUCGUUCGUUAUAUUAUUCCUUCCGCCGAGUCUAGACGCAACCUCCGAGGUUCCUGCUUCCGAGAGACUGCAGCGACCGUCUCCUCUGUUCCUUGCCAUUGUGUUCGUUGGAGCUCUGCUGGUCGAGGACCCGUGGCGGCGUCUGGCCAAUAAUAGUACUCACUCUCGGGUCAUAUUUUUUGUUUCUGUUCGACCGCACCCAGGUCAGCUUGUGACCACGGCAGAACCUCGAUUGCUUUUGUCUCGACGAGUAGGAAAGAAGAUACGCAACGUCAACUUGAAAACAAUAUCAAUAAUUGCUGGCAGAGGCGAAGUACUGUAAGUAGCGCGAUUCAUGUUUUUUCACCCGAAUUACAAUUAUCGCCAACGCGAUUCACAUGUGACAGCUUCUGACCCAAGACGGUGAAACGUGUCCCAGAGAAACUUUCACGCACAGCACACCUCACCCUGAUCCAUGUUUCAUUGUUGCAAACGAAACGUACGCGCAAUAACGCUACGGGGCCAGAGAAAUCGUUCGCCGGUGGAGCCAGGGAUUGAAUCCUUGAAAUCCUCGAACAAUGAUCAAUAUGUUGGCAAUUUUUCUGAAAGCCUUGGUUGGGUGACAGCACGCAUCAGAUUUUGCAUGUAGCUUUGGUUGGGUGUCACACACGAAUCCAACUUAAGAUGUUCACCAUGAAGCUGCUUCCAAACCAUCUUCAACUUGAAAAACCUUCACAACAUGGUUAUCAUUUUUCAUCAAGAUGGUGCAUAUUUUCCUUCAACAACACAUCCUGGCUGAGUGCCACAAAAAAAAAUCACAUCAUUUUGCAAUCCACCCGUAAAGGCGCGUACUACCCUGCCGUAGCUCCAUCAACCUACUCACUACUUGACCGACCCCCCCGCGCCAAAAAAAUAAACAGCAACUUCUUAACUUACGCAACUUGCGAUGUUGGUGAAACAAACAGCAGGCACAUCGCUGCUAGUGACAAAUUCGUCCGUCCAUCGAUCGCACGGUUGCGCCUUCCCUCGAGUGCUGGCGUGUGUGUAUGCUUCGUGCUUGCGCGCCUCUCUCACCCUCCCAUGCCGCGCAAUGACGUGGAAUCGGCCGG
Ectocarpus sp. CCAP 1310/34 is the source of this 5610-nucleotide messenger RNA. The record is from the annotation of a GenBank genome assembly. NCBI's taxonomy places the organism in Eukaryota, Phaeophyceae, Ectocarpales, Ectocarpaceae.